AGUCAGAGGAGAACGGAGUGUCUGCAGGACUUAAUCUGAGACCACAAACCACCUUGUUCCAAGUGAGAAGAAGGAAACAAGAAAGAAAGGAGAACCCUGCAAAUUUUCUGGCAACCUCUUUAUCUGUUGGAUUACUGACUUGAGGCAAACAAGGAACAGAGAUAUGAAGGGUUUGAAAGAUUUCUCCAGUUGAUUGGCAAAGGAGAGCGGGCUAGGGGGAGGAGGACGGUAGGAGGAGGGUGAAUUGUGCAUUUCAGUGCACUGUAGGAUGGCGUCGCCUCUGCCCUGGCUGUGCAUUAUUCUGUGGCUAGAAAAUGCCCUAGGGAAACUCGAAGAUGAAGGCGACCUCUACUCAGAGAACAUCAGUCGGAUCCUGGACAACUUGCUCGAAGGCUAUGACAAUCGGCUGCGACCGGGAUUUGGAGGUGCUGUUACUGAAGUCAAAACAGAUAUUUAUGUGACCAGUUUUGGGCCCGUGUCAGAUGUGGAGAUGGAGUAUACGAUGGAUGUUUUUUUCCGCCAGACUUGGACUGAUGAGAGGUUGAAGUUUGGGGGGCCAACUGAGAUUCUGAGUUUGAAUAACUUGAUGGUCAGUAAAAUCUGGACACCUGACACUUUUUUCAGAAAUGGUAAAAAGUCAAUUGCUCACAACAUGACAACUCCUAACAAACUCUUCAGAAUAAUGCAGAAUGGAACCAUUUUAUACACCAUGAGGCUUACCAUCAAUGCUGACUGUCCCAUGAGGCUGGUUAACUUUCCUAUGGAUGGGCAUGCUUGUCCACUCAAGUUUGGGAGCUAUGCUUAUCCCAAAAGUGAAAUCAUAUAUACAUGGAAAAAAGGACCACUUUAUUCAGUAGAAGUCCCAGAAGAAUCUUCAAGCCUUCUCCAGUAUGAUCUGAUUGGACAAACAGUAUCUAGUGAGACAAUUAAAUCUAACACAGGUGAAUACGUUAUAAUGACAGUUUAUUUCCACUUGCAAAGGAAGAUGGGCUACUUCAUGAUACAGAUAUACACGCCUUGCAUUAUGACAGUCAUUCUUUCCCAGGUGUCUUUCUGGAUUAAUAAGGAGUCCGUCCCAGCAAGAACUGUUUUUGGGAUUACCACUGUUUUAACUAUGACCACUUUGAGCAUUAGUGCCCGGCACUCUUUGCCAAAAGUGUCUUAUGCCACUGCCAUGGAUUGGUUCAUAGCUGUUUGCUUUGCUUUCGUCUUCUCCGCUCUUAUCGAGUUCGCAGCUGUCAACUACUUCACCAAUCUCCAGACACAGAAGGCCAAAAGGAAGGCACAGCUUGCAUCCCCACCCCCAGUGACAAUAUCAAAAGCUACUGAACCUUUGGAAGCUGAGGUUGUUCUGCAUCCUGAUUCCAAAUAUCAUCUGAAGAAAAGAAUCACUUCUCUGUCCUUGCCGAUAGUGUCAUCUCCUGAGGCAAAUAAAGUUCUCACUAGAACGCCCAUCCUGCAAUCUACACCUGCCACGCCCCCACCACUCUUGCCAGCCUUUGGAGGCACCAGUAAAAUAGACCAGUAUUCUCGAAUUCUCUUCCCAGUUGCAUUUGCAGGAUUCAACCUUGUGUACUGGAUAGUUUAUCUUUCCAAAGAUACAAUGGAAGUGAGCAGCAGUGUUGAAUAGCUUGCAUCCAGGACAACCUGUAUUCUCUAAGUUCUUGCUUCCUGUUUCCUGUGUGUUACUUUUUAAAAUAGCAUUGAGACUUGUGUAGAUGCUUCUCAGAACAUGAAAUUAAAUUGGAAAUCUGUAAUGCAGCUUCAGUAAGCAUGUGUGAGCAAAAAAGCAAUAAUGCUACUCCUCAAAAUAGAAAGUUGAAGAUUGCUGAAAAAUAUGACUUUCUGUAUGUUAGAGAAAAACUUUAUGAGGAUAAAAUGGGUUCAAGAUGAAUUUGUCAACCUUUAUUCUUCAUCGUUCAAUAUUUUUAAUUGUCACUGUGAAUAACAUUUACCACAAGGCA
Messenger RNA from Saimiri boliviensis boliviensis (Bolivian squirrel monkey), 1964 nucleotides. RefSeq names its product gamma-aminobutyric acid type A receptor subunit alpha6 (gene GABRA6). The record is from RefSeq and is a predicted model, not a curated record. Gene Ontology annotation, molecular function: GABA-A receptor activity; extracellular ligand-gated monoatomic ion channel activity. Gene Ontology annotation, biological process: monoatomic ion transmembrane transport; chloride transport; gamma-aminobutyric acid signaling pathway. Gene Ontology annotation, cellular component: membrane. NCBI's taxonomy places the organism in Eukaryota, Metazoa, Chordata, Mammalia, Primates, Cebidae.